CCCUCUCUCUCCUUUUUCUUCUACAAUUCUGUUAUUUUCUCUCACACUUUCUCUCUCUACAAUCAUAAAUUAAAAUUUUCAUUUCUGUUGGGAUUGUGAACUUGAAGAUCGGAUCAAGCGCUCUCGCACUCGAAGACUAGACCCUCAGAGUCAUCUCUCUCCCACGAUUAGGAAGAUGACAUGAGGAGUUUUAGAGAGAGAUAGAGAGAGAGAGAAUAUAGAGAGAGAGAUUAAUCGUACCCUGCGAUCCGAAAAGCUUUUUUGAGACAAUAAUCUGAGGAGUUUGGUUAGAUAAGGAAAGAUCUUGACGUUUCGGUUCUAUGCGAGGAGAAGAUUUGAGAGUGAUUUGAUUUUUCUUUUUAUCCUUUUUGGAAAUCAAAUUUGAGAAUAAACGGAUCUACAAAGAUCGGUAAACGAAGCCGUUUCUUAAAUUUCAAGACAAACUUCUAGAGAGAGAAAAUCAGAGGUUCGUCUUCCAGGCUUCAAAGAGAUGAGAACAUCCGCUUGACGACGCAGUUAGAAAAAAAGAUAGAACAUGUCCUCAUCGAACUCUCCAUGUGCGGCGUGCAAGUUUCUUCGCCGGAAAUGCACGCAGGAGUGUGUGUUUGCGCCAUAUUUUCCACCGGACCAGCCUCAGAAGUUCGCAAACGUUCACAAAGUGUUCGGCGCAAGCAACGUCGCAAAGCUUCUGAACGAACUCAAUACCGCGCAGCGAGAAGACGCAGUGAAUUCACUUGCAUACGAAGCCGAGGCUCGUCUUCGCGAUCCCGUGUACGGUUGUGUGGGUCUAAUCUCCAUCCUCCAACACAGACUCAAAGAAGUUCAGCUAGAUCUAUAUAAUGCGAAGAAAGAAUUGGCUAAUUACAUUGGUCCAUCUGCAAUGUUACCGAUCCUUCAACACCCUGGAUUUAUGCCGCAACACCCAAAUAACCAGUCUGCAUCGCUACAUGGUAACAUGUCCCCGCUGAUGGGACUGCAGGCGGCGGGGAUGGGACUUCAGGCCGGGAGCUCUCAUGGUGCUCAAUUGGUAAUCCGUGAACCUCAGCAUCAGCAUCAACAUCAACAGCACCAUCAUCACCAUCCACAAAUGCUUGAGGCACAGCAAUUGGCCACUGUUGUCACGGCGAGAGAGCAGGAGAUGUUGAGGAGUUAUGAACAACAACAGCAUCAGCAUCAUCAGCAGCAACAGCAACAGCAACAGCAACAUGAACAGCUUGUGAGGUUUAAUAGUGGAUUUGAUCCGACCGGACCGAUGAGCGGUGGUGGUGGGUUCAACCAGAUGACCGCGGCUGCUAUGUCGCCGUCCUUGGCUUUGGGUUCAUAUGACAACGCUUAUCAGAUUCAACAACAGCCACAAGAUCACAGUCAUCACCACCAGCUUCAGCUACAGCCACAGCUUUUGCUUCCACAACAACCACAGCAACCACCGGUACCACAGCAACAGCAGAGGUCCGGAAGCGAGGAGGGGAGGAGCGUUGAUCCUUCGUGUUAAUGUCUUUUCAAACACUGGUGCCCUCUUUGCUUUAUUUUUCCAACAAAAUUUCAUUCCAGCUCAUUUCUGCCUAUACAAGCAUACAGAGAGUGAGAGAGAGAGAGAGAGAGAGAGAGAGAGAGAGAGAGAUGUUGACGCCUGAGAGAGAGUUAAAAUUGGCAAAGUAACCAUAGUCCUUUUUUUGGGGGGUUCUGAUGUGAAGAAGACUAUUUCUUGGGAGGUACAUUUUGAAAUUGUAGGAGGAGCUACAUCAAUUUCAACUAUUGUGUUCUCUGUUUUAGCUUUUACAUUGGCGAAUCUUACUUGUUGAUGCCGCAUUGGAAAUUUUUUUAUACCAUCCUUCUUUACUAAUCCUUUCAAGUGGGAUACAAAAAUAAACUUUCCAUAUAUCUUUUCUUGGAUUCAUUAACAUUCUCCAAUUUUUCUUCUCUUCUAUUGCUUUUAUUUAUUUAUUAUUAUUGGAAGUUGGCCGGCAUGUGUAAAGAGAAGAGAGGAAUGGUAUGAAUAGGUGCGGAUGUACUGUGGGUUCAGUGGGAGUAUCCGCUUCCAUUUAAAUUUUUUGUUUUUGCAUUUUACACUCUUAAAUUUAUAUUUUUUUGUAUUUAUACUAGUAAAAUUUUUAAAAUUACCCCCCAACUCAAGAAUUUCUAGAUCCGUCUUGGUGAUGAAUGUUCUUAUUUUCUUCAA
Molecule: messenger RNA, 2179 nt
Organism: Cornus florida
Lineage: Eukaryota; Viridiplantae; Streptophyta; Magnoliopsida; Cornales; Cornaceae
Product: LOB domain-containing protein 36-like
Exons: 5
Coding region: 536-1492 (318 amino acids)
Source: RefSeq, a predicted model, not a curated record